GCAGGUUGAUGUCAUAGAUAAUUCAUUGACACAUCGACAAAACCCUUGUAAUAACUUCUGUUCUUCGUAUACUUCAGUAAGAAACUACUUUUCUAAAAAAUCCCACGCACAAAGUUAUUCAAGUGUGGUUGCAAGAUGGCUGAACCUUGAGCGAGCUUUUCCUAACGAAAAGCGCGUCUCCAGGCGAUGAUAUCUUUAAACGAGUUCAAGAACACGAUACAUGGUCAGAUCACCGUGAUUUAUGGCUUUUGUAGAUCCUGUCUUGAUUCUCGGCCUGUUUGUGUUGCGAUUCACGUUUUGCUCUGGUAGAGUUUGUGAGGCGGAUAGAAAUACAAACGGCUGCAGUACACCUAUGGGAAUCAACGCGCCGUUUAAGAGAGAGUUCACGCCGGCUUGUGACAAACACGACAUAUGUUAUGGAUGUGUAAGUGUGUUUCGCUUGAGUGCAUAACGAAGAACGUGUCCGUUGAAUUGCGUUACGUCGUAAUUUGUGGAACUCUUCACCAAAAAUGUUAUACUUUGUGUCCAAAAUGGGAAGGAAACGAUCAAUGUCAUUCCUCGUUCACAGUUAUCAUGUUUACUAAAUUGCUUUGAGAAAAUUGGUUAUUUAUGUCACAGUAACAAAUUCCGUCCCCUUACAUAAAGACCGAAAAAUUUAUCUAACCUCGAAUAUUGAUAAAGGUGCCAUGAUUUCCCCGCAAAGGAGUAACGAAUAUAUUUGAUCUGACAGCCAUGUUAUCAUGGGCCCAAAGUUAAAAGACCUUAAAAGGAAUUAUGCGUAUUCUUUGCGACAAUGGACUCUUAUAAUAAAAAAGAAACUUGAACAUUUUUUCUAGGUUAUUAUUAAAAUUCGCAUAACGUCCGUAGCCAACGUCUUAGAGUUGCGCGGCUUUGGAGAUCAUACCUGCCAAGAGAAAAAACAUACAAUUAAGUUGUCUGUGUAUAAAGGCAAGCUUCCACCACAUCAAACAGAUUCAGAUAUUAAAAAAGGGACAUUAGAAUAUGAACAGUGCUCUCUAUAUAUUUAUUGGCACGAAAGCCAUUCAAAUUUUUUUCCACUGAAUUUUAAAUUUGAAGAUCGCUAAGCAGUUAAAAUAAUGGAGUUUUUAAAGCGUAUAUUCUAUCCCGAGAAGUCAGAGUUAUACUCAUAAACAUAUUAAUACCUGUUAAAUGAUAUGUUCCACAGGGUAACCACUAUAACUGGACACGAGAGGCCUGCGACAAAGCGCUACUUCGCGACAUGAUACAGUCCUGCCAUAGGCGUGUACACAGCAGAACCAGGCGUGGCGUUAUGGAUGCCUUGUUGGACAUCUGGUAUUUCUUUCAAGGAAUCAGCAAAGAAGAGAGAAGAUGCAAAUUGGCUGCGGAAAUGUAUUAUAAAAUUGUACGCACUUUUGGUGCCUCGCACUUCGAGAAGAAAGAUCACAUCUAUUGCAUUAACACUUGCGCGGAUCAACAUGGAAGUCCUUUUGUAGAGCUAUAGCAGUCUCAUGUUCAUACAUGCCUGUGCUGCAGGUCAUCAAUUUAACAAGGAGACCAAUUGCUGAACAGAAGUGAAGACUCGAUUCCUGGGGAUAAAAUCUUUUAAGGGUUAUAUCAUUACUAUCAUCAAUUCUGAUUCAAGUUCAGAAUAGUCAGGAUUGAGAAUUAGAGAAUUGACGUUUAGUUUUCUCAAGGUAGACUUUGAAAACAUUACGAGCAUUCUUGGUACAUUGCGAGCGAAGAGGGAAAUCAUGGAAAGCUAGGAACAUCACUGACUUCUGAUGACAGAAUUAGGUUUGUGACUCAUAGGGCCGGAGAAAACUUGACGCCGAUCGGUGGUCAUGAUCUCAAGGGUUAUUUACGCACUCCGCGCGCAUGUCUGCUCGAGCACGGACUUUAGGAACUGAACACGAAUACACGCCAACAAUACUAAAACCUUAUAUGUGGCACAGAACUUGAGACAACAGCAGAGUAUAACCUGCGAUCAGACGUUCUUUUUUCGGAGCGCGAAAGAGUAACAACACAAGUAGACAAGAGUCCGUCUUUCUCGCAUUUCCUUCCCCCCCCCCGAAAAAAGAACACUUGAUCACAUGUUUUGCGGUGCAUAAAAGAGAGAAUUAAAUUUCCCAUGAUGGCCAGUUUGAAAUGAUAAUUAAUAUUACGCCUCAAGAGUACACAAGGAUGCUCAACCCACCACUGCCCGAAACCAAUGGUGACGUUAGGAAAAUCACUGGAUCAGCGUGAAAAGGCGAAAAUUAAUUAUAAAACGGAACUUUUACGCAAAAUAUGACAACCUGCUUUUGUUUACUGAAAUAAAGGAAC
Molecule: messenger RNA, 2304 nt
Organism: Pocillopora meandrina
Lineage: Eukaryota; Metazoa; Cnidaria; Anthozoa; Scleractinia; Pocilloporidae
Source: the annotation of a GenBank genome assembly